Messenger RNA from Stegodyphus dumicola, 684 nucleotides. RefSeq names its product small wing phospholipase C gamma 1 (gene sl). Gene Ontology annotation, cellular component: ruffle membrane. NCBI's taxonomy places the organism in Eukaryota, Metazoa, Arthropoda, Arachnida, Araneae, Eresidae. Gene Ontology annotation, molecular function: protein binding; phosphatidylinositol-4,5-bisphosphate phospholipase C activity. Gene Ontology annotation, biological process: phospholipid catabolic process; phosphatidylinositol metabolic process; positive regulation of epithelial cell migration. The record is from RefSeq and is a predicted model, not a curated record.
AUGUUUCCCGAGAAGUUGACAUGUUUGAAUGAGCGUAAUAAAUACCCAAACAAAACUAUCUAAAAUGGCGGCAACCAGUGUGAUGAAUGGCGUGAGUUCGAUGCCGACUUCAUUGUCGGAAAUUGAACAGAUUUAUAGAAAAUUAGAGCAGGGAACUGACCUUUUGAAACUAUACUUGAAAAGAAAACCAGAAAGACGAACUUUUUGUGUGAAACUUGAAACUCGGCAGAUAAUUUGGUUACGACAUGUAGCUGGACGUAAUAUUAUUGAAGGAGCUGUUGAUUUACGUGAAGUAAAAGAAGUUCGAAUAGGCAAAAACUCGAAAGCUUUUGAGCGCUGGCCAGAUGAAACUAGGAAAUAUCAAAACAAUGAGUGUUUUCUUGUUUUGUAUGGCUCUGGAUUUACUUUAAAGGCUUUAUCGUGUGUUGCUAAAAAAGAUGAAUGUGAACUGUGGGUUAAAGGUAUCCGCCAUCUUGUUGCAGAAAGCAAAAAUGCACCAUAUCCUUUGCUGGUUGAGCGUUGGCUUCGAAAGGAAUAUUACAGCAUGGAAAACCUAAGAGGAGUGAUUACUAUUAAAGAUCUGAAAGCAUUUUUACCAAAGAUAAAUUUGAAAUUACCUACUAAUCGUCUUAAAGAAUAUUUUCAGGUAGGUGAUAAAUUCAGUAUGCAUGUGAAAGAUAAAAA